AUGGCUACGCUUCAAGAAAAGUCGCCGGCUGUGGCAGACAGUUCUGUCGAUGCCCGCGAUGAGACUCCAGGAUCAGAGUCGUCUCACGAAGGUCCUUGGAUUCGCUUCAUGACGGCUCUCCGCUGGUACUCACGCGAUACACCCAGCAAUGAGAAGGCCCUCGUGCUGCGUUUAGACCUGCUGAUUCUCAUCUUUGGUUGCUUGUGCUUCUUCACCAAGUAUCUCGACCAGUCCUCUCUAACCAAUGCCUACGUCAGCGGCAUGAAAGAAGACCUCAACCUCAACGGCAACGAGCUCAACUACAUGACCAUCGUCUUCUGGUCAUCGUACUGCACAUCCAUGAUCCCCGCCUGCUACUACCUGACCCGGUAUCCCAUUAACGUUGUCCUUCCCAUCCUGGAGAUCGGCUGGGGUCUAUCAACAUUUGGUCUCGCGUGGGCCCAGAAUGUCCAGACUAUCUAUGCUAUGCGCUUCUUCACGGGUCUCUUUGAAUCAUCGUCUUUCACGGGCAUCAUUUACGUCAUCGGCAGCUGGUACAAGCCCUCGGAGAUCGGCCGCCGCGUGGCCCUAUUCUACAUCGCUGCACCCCUCGGCACCAUGUUCGCCGGCUACCUCCAGGCCGCUGCCUACACGAACCUACACCACGUCCAUGGUCUCGCUGGCUGGCGUUGGCUGUUCAUCGUCGACGCCAUCAUCACCAUCCCCAUCGCCUUCAUCGGCUUCUUCGUCUUCCCGGACGUGCCCUCGCGUUCGAGGCCCAGGCUGCUGCCCGCUCACCUGCAUGCCUUUGCGCAGAAGCGUCUAGAGGGUUGGACAGCUCCGCCGCAGCUCAAGGUCUCACGGGACAUCUUCAAGAGGGUCUUCACUCGCUGGCACUGGUAUCUUUUCGUCGCGCAAUGGACUAUCAUGAACGAGAACCUUCAACCCAGCGGAUCCCCUUUUUCGUUGUACCUGAAAGCUUUUCCCGAGACGUACUCGGUUACGCGAAUCAACACGCUGCCAACAGUUGCGACAGCCAUCUCCAUUGUCUCUGCGUUUGCCGCUGGCGCGCUCGCUGACCGCACCGGCUGGUUUGCUGGCUUGUCCGUGGGCGCAACGGUCCCCUCGUUGAUCGGCGUCAUCAUGCUGGUCGCCUGGAACGUCGGUGAAGGGGGCCGUUUGGCAGCUUUCAUGCUGAACGGCUUCGAGGGUGCGAUCCCGUCGCUGACUAUGGCCUGGGCGACAGUUACGAUGGCGGGCGACGCCGAGGAGCGUGCCAUUGUCACGGCAUCUAUGAACGCCAUCGGACAGGCAAUCGUUGCCUGGGCUCAGCUACUGCAGUUCCCAGCCGUUGAGGCGCCAUACUUCCGGCGCGGCUUCCGGAGUGUAGUGGCCACGAUGGUGGUGCAGUUCUUCAUCACGGGGGCUAUUUGGUUUUUGGUGAGAAGGGAUCGAAAGGCAAAGCAGCAAUGGGAGGAUGCUGCAGACGAGCAGGUGCCGGGUGAUGAGAAGCAAGCGGAGGUGUAA
Molecule: messenger RNA, 1506 nt
Organism: Colletotrichum truncatum
Lineage: Eukaryota; Fungi; Ascomycota; Sordariomycetes; Glomerellales; Glomerellaceae
Product: major facilitator superfamily transporter
Biological process (GO): transmembrane transport
Cellular component (GO): membrane
Molecular function (GO): transmembrane transporter activity
Source: RefSeq, a predicted model, not a curated record